Molecule: messenger RNA, 530 nt
Organism: Physella acuta
Lineage: Eukaryota; Metazoa; Mollusca; Gastropoda; Physidae
Product: acanthoscurrin-1-like
Source: RefSeq, a predicted model, not a curated record
GGGGGUGAUGCAGGGCAGGAUAUAUAAGGGGCUCUCCAGCCUCGUUUCACCAUCAGCAGACGCAACUCACGAAUUUUGGUUGGUAGGACGGUCUCGUCAAGCGCAGACAACUCCAUCAUGUACAAACUAGUCCUUGCCGUGCUUCUCCUUGCCGCUAUCACCAUGAAUGCUGAAGCCUUCGCCUACGGAUUUGGUGGCCUGUACGGCGGUGGCCUCUAUGGACUCGGUGGCCUUUAUGGUGGUGGUCUAUAUGGAGGUGGUCUUCUAGGUGGUGGCCUCUUCGGUGGUCUGUAUGGUGGUUUAGGAGGUCUUGGUGGUCUUUAUGGAGGUUUCGGAAGGUUUGGCUAUUACUAAAGAGAAACAUAUCUAGUUAGACUUCACAUAUGAAACAAAGCCCUUACUGAAGUGAACCACAUCACAUGAAACAACCCCGUCAUAAAAGAGAGAAAAAUACUACCCUUCGAUGUCUGCUGUUCUUUACAUCACAAGUACGCUUGUUUUAAGAGGCGCAGGCGCUGUACCACUUUUAU